Messenger RNA from Anneissia japonica, 8918 nucleotides. RefSeq names its product tyrosine-protein phosphatase non-receptor type 1-like. The record is from RefSeq and is a predicted model, not a curated record. Gene Ontology annotation, molecular function: protein tyrosine phosphatase activity. Lineage: Eukaryota; Metazoa; Echinodermata; Crinoidea; Comatulida; Comatulidae. Gene Ontology annotation, biological process: protein dephosphorylation. Bases 189 to 1463 code for a protein of 424 amino acids. The transcript is spliced from 10 exons.
AGUCUGCUGUAGUUAGUGAUUAGGGCUAGUCUGCAUUUGUUGUACUGCAUGCCAACUUUUUGGUUACAAACUAGCAGGUACAGCGCGUAUAAAGCUGUUGUCAUUCCUUAAUUUAUUUAUCAUAGAAGAAAACUUUGUGACGCUGUAUUAAGGACGUUAUGCAUUAAAAUACUCCUACAACAAACAAAAUGGAAGAGACGUUCUCACGGAUAGACGAGGGAUCUUCUGGAUGGGGAAAUGCGUUUAUGAACAUUCAAACAAAUUGUUUUGAAUUUAACUACACAACAUUAGAAGCAAGGAAAGCCGACAAUAAGAAGCGGAAUAGGUAUAGAGAUGUCCUACCUUAUGAUCAUAGUCGUGUAAAAUUAGAAGUUGGCAACAGUGACUACAUCAAUGCCUGUUUUGUACAUGGAAAGAAAGCUGGUAGAAAGUACAUUUUGACUCAGGGACCGAAAGAUAAUACUGCUGGUCACUUCUGGCAAAUGGUUUGGGAACAGAAUUGUAAGGUGAUAGUAAUGCUGAACAAAGUUAUCGAGAAAGGAGUGUUGAAAUGUGCACAGUAUUUUCCUUUGGGCGGUGACGACAACAAUAGAAGUAUGGUCUUUGAUACCAACUACCGAGUUGAGUACAUAAGUGAGGAGGUCUCGUCCUUCUACACUAUUAGGACGAUGAAGCUUGAACAUAUUCCUACUGGAACUAGUAAACAAGUAUUACAUUUUCAUUACACUAAAUGGCCUGACUUCGGUGUGCCGCAGUCGCCUGCAGCGUUCCUCAGCUUCUUAGCAGCAGUACGAGAAAAAGGUGGCAUGGAUGGUACGGGAGGUCCACCUGUAGUUCACUGCAGCGCUGGUGUCGGCAGGUCUGGUAGUUUCUGUUUAGUAGAUACCUGCUUAGCAAUGAUUGAGAAAGAUGGAGAUGAUAAAAGGGUAAAUGUAAUGGAGAUUUUAUUAGACAUGAGGAGGGAUCGUAUGGGACUCAUUCAAACCCCGGCUCAGCUUCGAUUUUCGUACCUAGCGCUCUUGGAAGGAGCCCACGCUGUAUUACAGCACACACCACUCGGCUCACUAGCGGCUGAAGAUGAAGUGCCUUCAGGUCCACCGCCGUUACCACCUAGACAGAAUAAGCGUCCUCAUUCACCUGACAACCCCGAUAUGGCAGGAGAAAAUUUCUUAAACGUGGACCAACGUGAAACAGAACCGUACUUUCUCACACGAUUGUACAAGCAUUCUUUCCUGUUAAUGUCCCGUUUAGUGAAGCUAGUGAUGUAUGGUGCUUCAGUCUUAAGAAAAAGACUCCGAGAUGAAAAAAAUCAAGCAAUGAAAGAAAAAGUAGAAAGGAUGAAGGAAAAACAACGCAAGAGUGAGGCUGGAAAGAAAAAAAGGUCAUUACUUAAGUACGUUGGGGUCGGGGUCGGGGUAGGCAUUUUAGUCGGUGCUUUCAUUGUAUACAAAUGGUAUUAUUGACAAUUGGUAUUAAACUAUUUAAACAACAACCGCAUUCCAUGUGCAAAAAUGGGCUGUACAACUAAUGCUCUCUAUUGCUGCGAGGAUAACAAAAUUUAAAUUUUGUGGCAGUUACUAACAUUUGUAGCAGGUUGUAUGGUCCAUUUGUUAGUGGGUAAUAUGAGUUAUGAAAUGUUAAGACUGCAGGUAGAUUGACAGCCUUUUAGUAGGCACGUAACCAGGUUCAUGGAAAAGGGGGGUUUCCUAUAGGCCAAAUUUAUGAUAAAAUACUACUACAGUAGUAAAUUGGUCAAAAAUUGGGGUUCAGCCAACCCCCCCCCCCCCCCCAACAAUCCACACUGGUUACUGGCCUCCCCUUAGGACGAACCGAUCUUGCUAUUGUCAUCAGAUUAUCUGGCUAUUACAUGAGGUUAUCUGUCUAUUAUCUUAAAAAUUAUCUAGCAAAUAUCUACAGAUUAUCUGGCUAUCAUCUGUAGAUUAUCAGAAUAUUAUCUAUAUUACUUUUGUAUUAACUAGAAACUAUCAACUGUGUUGAAAUUUAUAGACCGCUAUCUGGCUUUUAUCUAGAUACUGUCUGGCUAUUUUUAUAGUCAGAAAUUGAAAUAUAAUGGGCCGAGUUAAAUAGGUCCACAAUUACUUGACGGAAAAGUGGCAUCUAAGUUGAGGGUAGACUGAUGAUGUUUUCCUUCAAGAAUAUUGAGUUCAUGAUAUGUUUUUUCCUACCUCAAAAGAAUAUCGUAUUUCAUCAAAGUGUUUAGCGUGUGGAUCUACCACAUUUUGUAUAAUCCAUGCAGAAAUCUGUAAUUUUUGGCUGGUAUAUUGAUGGUUAUAUUCAUCUUCAAAGUAAUUUUUCCAUUUGGUGGUGCUUGUAGUAUUUUCUUUCUUAUAUGGCUAAAGCCCUGUUAAUACUAACAAAGUUUUCUGUGACAAGUACAUGUGAUUUAUACAUAUACUUGUGUGAUAUGACAUCAUCAUACCCAUAUAUGGUAAUUCGCAUAUUUUUGGCACACAAAAAUUGUUAGUGUGGACAAAAAUUUAGGUGAGGAUGUAUAAUUUGUUUUUCUCUUUCUUAUUCUUCUUUUCAUAAACUGGAAAAUAAUACAACAUUUCAAACAUGUUUAAACUAAAGCCCAGUUCAGACUAGUGGCGGCACUAGAAUAUAUUUUCAUGGAGCUCAGUUGUCCGACAAGGGGGGACUUGAGCUCGUAGGCUCAAGCUGGGGAAAGUGGAUGAGAUUUUUUUAAGAAUAGCAACCUCUUGAUGGCCGGAAAUGGCACUCUCCGACUGUGACUGACAUGCGUUGGCUUGGUGUGGGCCUAUUUUUAUAUGUUUUAUGGUCUGACUGUCCAGCGGGGGACUUGACCUGUCCAGUGGGGACUUAAGCCCCUUCCUGUACCCCCGCUGGCGCCGCCACUGGUUCAGACUUGACCUCCUUUUUGUCAAAGUGACUAUCUCCAUGUUAAGCUCACACUUGUGAAAGAAUAACAAAAAAUAUGGGCUUGUCUUAGAUGACAAACCUUUUAUUAAUUAAUUGGACUGAUAAAUGCUUUACUUCUGAAGAAAAGAAUAUUUUCAUCUGGCGGUCUCAUAAUCGCAGGAUAAAAAUUUUCUUUUUUUUGUCAAUAGUUCCUAUUUUUCAGAGUAUAGGCAUUUAUAAUGCGCCUCUUCCUUGAGGUUAUAAACCACAGUUCUUUUCCCUGGUCAUUGGGUCCACAUGCUUUAAGUGUUGCUGUUGGUAACCAUGAGGCAUCUCACAAUUGAAGAUACACCAUCAUUGUUGACCUAAUAAAACUUGAACAAUAAAACAAAAUUAUAUCUGAAUUUCUUACUUUUGUAUAUGUAAGUAUUUAGUUAAUAGCUUUCUAUAGAAUGUAAAAAACAAUAAUAUUUCCCAUCAAUUAACAUAGAUAGCUACCAUUCCUAUAUGUUAAUAAUUACAUUGCAGAGAUUCUUAAAUUAUCAAAGGAAGCAGAAUAAAAUGUCUGUAAAUCAGCAGAAACAUUACUUUUUUUUUUGAGAAUCUUAAUCAUUUCAAACAGUCAUUUCUCAAAAAUUAUUAAUGAUCUUGUCAUAAAAUGUGGGAUUUGAUACUUAUACAGACAAAUGAUGUUUAUUUAUAAAUCUUUUUCUGAGAAUAAUAGGGUGGCCUGGGAAUCCAUGCAUGAUUGAGUAUGAAAUGAACUGAAACAUUUGCCUUGAUUCUCAUUAUCCAUGUUUAACCAAUCAUAUAAAUUGGCUUCAAAAUACAUACAGAGUAGUACUAUACAUAUAUUCCCAUAUGCCCUCUCCCUAGGGUUACUAUUUAUAUCUCCAAUAAAUCCGAGUAUAAUCAAAGCUUAAUAAUUACACCUCCUAGGCCCUAUUAAAAGAUGACGAUCUGGAAAGGUAGAUCAGGAGAAACCAAUUUAGAGACAGAUCACUCAUGAUGAAUAAGCCUGAGUUCUUACCCCACCCCCCCCAUGUUACCUGCCUUUUCAACUAGACAUGUAAUCUUAACCAAUGCGCUUUGCAGCAAAUGAUAAAAACAAAGGGAAAAAAAUACUUUCAACUUAAACCUUCAACAAGGUCACAUUUGUCAAUUGUGAAUUCACUUUCUUUUUGUAUCACAGUAGUGCCAAAAGGGGGUCUGGUAGAGCAAGUGCCCCUGGGCCUAUUAUGGUGGCCCCGGCUACAGAGUUCCAGUAAUUUUUUUCCGCUGGUUGGGCUUCAAAACAAUUUAAUAAAAUUAUAUGAAGAACUGUUGUGAAAUUUAUAUUUUUUUUUUUUCCAUAAGAUAUUCAUAAUAAUUGACUUCAAUUAAAAAUAUACCUUCAAUAUUUGAUGUGAUAAAUAACUAAUCAUUUUAAUUCAGUAAUUUGGAAAUGUAUAUAUAUUCUUAUGAAAACAUUAUUUUUGGUUAAUUUUCAAGAUUUUUAUAGGUUUUUAAAAACCUUUUUUCUUUCAUCCUUAUUAAAAUUGUAAAGUACGUAUUUUUGUAUUCAAAUUCUAAUAAACAAUUUUUUUUUUAUCACUUGACAUAAUUAGGAUAUUAUAGUAACAUGAAUCUUUUUUAUACAGUACCUUCGUGAUCAUAAAUAAGAAUAAUAUUAAUAAUGUCUUGACCUAUAAAAGGUUUAUGUUUUCGAAAAUCUAACAAAACAGAGACUAAGAACGAAAUUAGGUGAGCAAGUGAAUGUGUUUCAUAUUUAGCAAAUAAAUCAUUCAUAUUGUUUUAUAUACGUGAGAUACCCAGAUCAUGUGACUUGUCUAAUCCAAUAGCUAGCUGGCAUUUUGACAGGUUUAUGAGGUGUGAUGAUGUGUGUACAGUAAACAAUCUCAAGAUAAUUGCAAGACUAAUUUUGCCAUUACCAUUAAAUUCAGCCAUGCAUAGUAUGUAUUGUAUUGAUGCUAUGCAAAAUAGAUUGUUCUCGUCACUCAGAAUGGAGAUUCUGUUCUAUGGGGCAUGUCAAUAUUAUGAGUUUAUGAAAAUGUUUGCGAAAACUGUUUGGCUGCACAUAAUACACUAAUUGAAUUAAACUUAUACUCGGAUCUGAGAUCCCUGGGGAAGAAUUGCAUAUCGUUCCAAUAUAAUCAGUGCAUUGGUGUGCGGGCCUACCUGGCACUCACUUAUACCCCCAGUUGGAGAGAGACAACCAUGGUUCCUCAUCCAAGGACAAAAGUGAAAUUCACAGCUAGGCCUCGAAUCUUCAACCACGGUGUUGCGAACUUGAUAUGCAACCGAUAACAGUCAAGCAGUUUGAAAUGUUUGGCACGAGUUGAAAAUAAUUUUCCCUGCUGAUUUUUUUUAAUUUUUAUUGUCUUCAGAUUUAUAUAUUUAAUGUGUGUCAAUUAGAGAACAGUAAUUAAAUUGACAGAAAAAAAAAAUCCCCCAAAACAUGUCACCCUAUCCCUUACAUAAUUCCACUAGCUUUAGUUUUACUUUUUCUGUUUAUUUUUUUGUAUCCACACAGAAAAAGCAGAGGGCCUUUAGGAAAGAAGUAAUACUAACAGAUGAGCGACUAAACUAAUGUAUGUACAAGUCUUUGACUUCAAACUACUGUACUAUCCUGCACAAGUAAAUGUAUCAGUUUUCCCAGUGGCGUAAUAGCUAUGAGCUCUUGGAAAUAAAGCCUGGGCCCCGACUUUUAUAGACCCCUUGUAUAUUCAUCAUUUUUGCCCCACACUGGCUGUGCAGAGCCUUUGAACAUGCAGAAUGUAUAAAUACCUAUUAAAAUCCCAUAAAACCUGUAAAACCACUUUGUUCCUUCCCCUACUAGGGUCUACCCAGUCCCCAGGUUAGUACUAAGUAGGACCCAAAGAAGCCUUAGCACAAGUGUUUGGGGUUCACACGCACCACUCCAUGAUGGCAAAUUAGUUCCACUAAGUGGGUUAAAAUACUAACCAACAAUGACUAAGUUGUCAUUGGAAUAGGGAUUUAGUUCCAAAGUUUUUGCACCUCAGGCCAUUUUAUCCCCUCCCCCAGACCAACACCAGCCUAUGCUGUUACGCCACUGGUCUUUCCACCAGUAAUGUCUGUAGCAUGCAUGUCAUGACAUUACUGGACCCCAUAUAUAUUUUAGACAAUUAAUGAAAGUAAAGUCAAUGAGCUCUUAUGUACACAGGGGUGGCACCAGCGGGGGCGGGGGGCCACAUUCGUCGGGGAGAAAUAAAAUGUAUAUGUAUUUAAAGACUCUAAAAUCGAUUAAAUAAACCUUUGAAACCCCUAAAUUGUCAUAUUUUUCGGGGGAUUUGUCCCCCAAAACACUUUCGAGAGAUUUUGGGCGAUAUCUGACCAUGCCCACUUCUUUUCCUCAGGGACGUCAGACCCUCCGUUGGGCAAAUCCUCGCACCACCCUUGUAUGUACAGUUAUUAAUUAUAGAGGAAUGUUGUAUAUGAGAAGAAAAUUAGGCUGUGAACGGUUUGAUAUUAAGGUUGUGCCAAAUACACAAAAUUAACAGUUGUGUCAGAUAUGAUAAUCAAAAGAAAUUGUGGAUCCAUAUACAAUGUGAUGCAAGCAAAAAUUCAUAAAUAGAAAUUAUUGAAGAUGUGCUUAUUUUAAAGGUGAAACAUUUAAGAUGCAUUAAAUGCACCUCAUUUUGUAAAUGAAAAAAAAAAUCAAUGCAAGAGUAUCUGUAUAUUACUGGUACUAUAUACAAAUUCCUUGAAUGCUUAUCUUAAUAUUGUCUGCUGUAUAGUUUCACGAAAUGAUAUUUUGACCUUUAGUUUCCUUUAUUAGCAGUUUUUCAGUUCUUGGAAGUCAAAUACUAAUGUGCAUUCGUUUUAAAAUUCAUAUUCUAUUUUCUGAUGAAAACAUGUGUUUGUCUGUCUGUGAAUGCCAGGGUGUCCUGCGCUGCAGUGUUAAGGCCUUCUCAGACAACGUCAUACGACGCAGCCCUACAUGGUAUAUCGUCGUAGCAGUCUUUACGUCGUCGAAAGGAUAUUAAACAUAUAAUAUUUAAUAUACUGUUUCUGAUGCAGACCUAUCGUCUGCGUUUAAUUAACACAGACCCGCCUCAACAAGAAACUGCAUUGGGCUGCAUUAUACAACACUGUCUAAUUUGGCGUUUAGAUGUUAAAAUACAUACCAGAAACAGACUAACUACUGAGUAAUAAGUAAGCCCAGAUAUUGGUGUGUUGUACAAGGCCACCCAACUCACAACCCACAUCAUUAGGUUCUCUUAAAAAAAAAAAAAAAAUUUACCAAGUAGAGACCCAAAAAAUUGAUGUUACGGAUCCAAAGGGUGUGAGAAACAGCACUAACCCCUCCACCUCCCCCCUCCCCACAAAGGGCAAACAUUUUUUUUUAUAUAAAAGCAAAUGAUUUGCCAUAUAUAAAGGGUAUCCAUGUUUAUUUUAACAGUUUUUUUUUUAAUCAUGGCAAAAACCCAUAGAUCUCAGGGAAACAACCAUUAUAAAGAUAGUAAACUUUAGUUAGUAAUAUUAGUGAUGCAGUAUAUAAUGUAUACAUUAAUUUUAACAUGUCCAAUGCAGUCACAGUAGGCCUAAGUAUUUAGUAAUCAAAUUGAUCUUGUAAAAUACCAAACUACAGUAUAAGAAAACAUCACAAAAUUUAGAAUGCAUUAAAGAUACCACCAAACAAAUGAUAAAGAAAAAGCUUAAAAAAAAAACUUAAAAUUGCCAAAGUUGCCAGCUUUCAGUAACAGAUCAAGCAAAAUAUACGAUAAGCAGUUUCCAAUGGUUUACUUAAAACUCUUUAAAUUUUCUGCAUUUAAAAAUCCAGACUUUUGUAAAACAUAACCCAGGAAAUGUUUAAACUGAGUUUUUCCAUGUGAAUUCCUGUUUUUUGGAAAAUCUGUGUUUCUAAAUGCUGAUGUGUUCAUAUGCACUGUUUUGACUGGAGUAUAAAAAGUGGUCAAUUGCCUGUGUUUUGGGGUUUUUUUUCUGAUGAUAUGUUCAAUCGAGGCUAAGCAUUAACCUUUCAAAUUUCAUACACGACAUAAUUAAAGUUCUUGUCCUAGAUUUUGCAGAGGACAGUAAAGAUAUCCAGUAAGAGUUUGAAAAAUUUAAGUAUUAGUGUUUAUUCUAUGACAGAUUUUGUACAAAUAUUGUAAAAGAAUUUAAGUAUCUUCAAAGUAUUUAGCUUGGUUUAUAAAACAAUGCUCUGUGAAAAAAAAAUAUCUGUGAAAUAAGGGAAUGUAGUGAAUUGAAAGUGAGAAAGAUUGAUGUAAGUUUUCUAUCUCCACUUACUUUAAAGGCCGAUUUUAAUAAAAUCUUACUUAUUGACAUGACAUGAGCAGAAGAGCAAUGUGUCGCCCAGCAUGGAAUCAUUUUCUUCUUCUAGAAUUCAUCAAACAAAAAUUUUCUGAACAAACUAACUAGUCGUCUUUCAUUGAGUAUGCAGACUGCAGAACAAAUCAUGAAUGUUGUCGCGUGUAUGAAAGUUUAAUGGGCGGGCCCGGUAAGCAUACCAGUUUUUUUUGUUUUUUUUCCCGCCAAUCAUAAAAUGAUAAAUGCCCUGCCCAAAUUCGGCCUGUUGUUUCGUUAAAAUCAAUAUUCAAACACACUUUUUGGCAAAUUAUUGAUAGGGCCUACAGGAGGGUUGCCCCACCUACUAAAAUUGUUGUACUAAAAUUUUUGGAUGGGCCUAAGCCUGUCUGGCACACACUUUGCUGCUGCCAGAGCACAUGCUAUUGUUGUACUUUGCAAAUUGACCUAAAAAUUUAGUUUAUACAGUACUGUAAUAGCCAAUCAUACCAACCAAUACUAAAUGAUUGAUGAUAUUGUCUCUUACCUUUCCAAUAUUAAAGAAAGAGAAGAAAAUGCUGAUAAUCAGAAACAGGCUCAAGAAUCAUGAUAUGCUUUUGUGUUUGUUAACCAUUGCAUCAGUAUAAUAAUUCUGCUCAAAUUCUGUAUAUCUUUUUUAAAUGCAUUAAGAUCUGUUUAUAUUUAUCAUACUCCUCUUGCGUCGAUUCAUUAUGUAACAGAUUAUCGUUGUAAUAAAGUGAUUUUGUUUU